This is a messenger RNA of Amaranthus tricolor (Joseph's coat), 1587 nucleotides long. RefSeq names its product alcohol dehydrogenase class-3. The record is from RefSeq and is a predicted model, not a curated record. The coding region runs from base 94 to 1236 and encodes 380 amino acids. The transcript is spliced from 9 exons. Lineage: Eukaryota; Viridiplantae; Streptophyta; Magnoliopsida; Caryophyllales; Amaranthaceae. Gene Ontology annotation, cellular component: cytosol. Gene Ontology annotation, biological process: formaldehyde catabolic process. Gene Ontology annotation, molecular function: S-(hydroxymethyl)glutathione dehydrogenase [NAD(P)+] activity; zinc ion binding.
GGGAAUUAAUCUGUUUUUUAGCAUUAAUCUGGGAAUAGACUCUACAAUCUCUCACUAGUCACUACCAUAACUUAAUAGUCGUUUGAUUCAUCAAUGGCGGAUACGCAAGGAAAAGUCAUCACCUGUAAAGCGGCGGUGGCCUGGGAACCCAAUAAACCUCUUUCUAUUGAAGAUGUGGAGGUUGCGCCGCCGCAAGCUGGUGAAGUUCGAAUCAAAAUCCUUUUUACUGCUCUUUGUCAUACUGAUGCUUACACUUGGAGUGGCAAGGACCCUGAAGGUUUCUUCCCAUGCAUCCUUGGUCAUGAAGCUGCAGGAAUUGUGGAGAGUGUCGGUGAAGGUGUAACAGAAGUGAAACCCGGAGACCAUAUUAUUCCAUGCUAUCAAGCAGAGUGCCGAGAGUGCAAAUUCUGCAAGUCAGGGAAGACAAACCUCUGUGGAAAAGUGCGGGCAGCAACUGGAGUUGGAGUUAUGAUGAAUGACCGGCAGACUCGUUUUUCAGUUAACGGGAAACCUAUUUAUCACUUCAUGGGAACUUCAACUUUUAGUCAAUACACAGUGGUACAUGAUGUUAGUGUUGCAAAAAUCGAUCCACAAGCUCCUUUGGACAAAGUUUGCCUUCUUGGUUGUGGUGUACCGACUGGUCUGGGAGCUGUCUGGAAUACUGCGAAAGUGGAGCCUGGGUCCAAUGUUGCUAUUUUUGGUCUCGGAACUGUAGGCCUUGCUGUUGCAGAGGGUGCUAAAACUGCUGGUGCUUCCCGAAUCAUUGGUAUCGAUAUUGACUCCAAGAAGUUUGAUGUAGCUAAGAAUUUUGGAGUGACGGAAUUUGUGAACCCAAAGGAUCAUGACAAACCCAUACAACAAGUUAUUGUGGAUCUCACUGAUGGAGGAGUUGACUACAGUUUUGAGUGCAUCGGAAAUGUUUCUGUGAUGAGGGCAGCUCUGGAGUGUUGCCAUAAAGGUUGGGGAACAUCUGUUAUUGCGGGCGUUGCAGCUUCUGGUCAGGAGAUUUCUACUCGUCCAUUCCAACUCGUGACUGGUCGUGUCUGGAAGGGAACGGCUUUUGGUGGUUUCAAGAGCCGAUCUCAAGUACCUUGGCUCGUCGAGAAGUACAUGAAAAAGGAGGUUAAGGUUGAUGAGUACAUAACUCAUAACUUGGGUCUUGUGGACAUCAAUAAGGCUUUCGAUUUGAUGCAUGAAGGUGGUUGCCUCCGCUGCGUGUUGUCUAUGCAUGAAUAAAUCGACAAAUAAAUCGUCAUAAUUUAAGGCGUGGCUAUGUUUAGUCUAUGAUAUUUUUCUUUCGUAGCUAUCAUUGAUUUGUCGAGUGUGGCAACAGGAAACUGAGGAAAAUGAUCUUGUCUGUGUGUUGAACCUUUUUGAGUUGUCUUUGAAUCUUAUUAAGCUAAUACGUCAUGCGGUGAAAUAUCGGCCAAGAUCACAAUGUAUCCUUUGAAGUUUGAACCGAUCUAAGAUACAAUUUUCAUAUACCUUUAUGAUAUGGGUAGCAUCAAUACGAUAGAUUUGAAAACUUUUACAAAUCGAUAUACAAUGUGCAGUACGGGUUUCUUUUUGCUGUUUGCCCUUUUGAAA